Molecule: messenger RNA, 981 nt
Organism: Trichomonas vaginalis G3
Lineage: Eukaryota; Parabasalia; Trichomonadida; Trichomonadidae
Product: glycine-rich protein family
Exons: 1
Coding region: 1-981 (326 amino acids)
Source: RefSeq, a predicted model, not a curated record
AUGUUUAUCAAAUAUGGCUUGAAAGAUGAGAAUAAAGGAACUGCAAAAGUUUCGCGCGAGAAAGAAAAUGAAAUCGUCUUUGAAUACCCUUGCGAAUCAAAUUAUGAUUGCACACCUUACUACGCAAAAAUCCCAGCAGGCCAAUACAUCUUUGAAGUUUGGGGAGCACAAGGUGGUCAAAACGGCGGCCUUGGUGGCUACGCAAAAGGCACUAUCUCACUCAAAUUAAAUACUACUGCCUUUAUUUCUAUCGGCGGCCAAGGAAGCAGUAACACUGAUAAUGAGUUUCACCCCGGCGGUUACAAUGGUGGUGGCACAGGCCGUGGCCAUGCCAUAGAAUAUCACACCGGCGGUGGAGGAGGUGCCACAGACAUCCGCCUUCUUUCUGAUACGCUUUAUCACCGCGUCAUUGUGGCUGGUGGCGGUGGUGGGAUUAUAUCUGGUUUAGAAUGUGAGACCUACGGAUUCGGCGGUGGAGAAUUUGGUGGUGAUGGUUGUGAGAAAGGGCGUAAUUCAUUUUCAGGUAAAGGAGGCAAUCAAAUCAGUCCAGGCGAAUCUGAAGAAAUAGUUAAUCAACAACAUCCAGGUUUUGGAAUUGGCGGAUCAGUAACCGCUAACUCCAAAAACAUCGGAUCGGGCGGUGGAGGUGGCUGGUAUGGUGGCUCGAUAUCGUAUUUUGAUCCUGAUAUUAACGUUUAUUUAGAUCCUGAAUAUCAAAUAUCUCCUAAUUCUGGAGCUGGUGGAGGGUCUGGAUAUGUUCUGACAAAAGACUCAUACAAACCAGCAGGUUAUUUUUCUUCCGAAGAUGAUUAUUUUAUGACAGAUAUUGAUUUAUCAGGUCGAAUUAAACAACGAGGCAACGGGAAAGCCAAGAUCACUUUAUUAGAAUUAUUUGAAGAUGAAAAAGAAGUAGAAGAAGAAAUCAAAGAAUCUCCUUGUCAUAACUACAUAGAACAACAUUUCCUAAUGAGAAAGAGAUAA